Molecule: messenger RNA, 1408 nt
Organism: Corticium candelabrum
Lineage: Eukaryota; Metazoa; Porifera; Homoscleromorpha; Homosclerophorida; Plakinidae
Exons: 4
Coding region: 28-1275 (415 amino acids)
Biological process (GO): protein ubiquitination
Molecular function (GO): zinc ion binding; protein binding; ubiquitin-protein transferase activity
Source: RefSeq, a predicted model, not a curated record
CGUGACUAAACUCUAUGCCUGCUGCAUAUGGCAGUAUCAGCUACCGCUUUCGGAUAUAUUUGGGAAUGGAAUGAUCUCAACGAUUCUGUUUAUUCGUGGAAGCCAUACAGCAAAGAAUUUCAGCCUGCCUUGGAGGUGGCGCAUGUUUCUAGAAUGACGGCAACCAUCACAGUUGAUUCGGUCAGCUAUUUGGUACACGUGAAUCGAAAUCCAAUGGUUCAACUCAAUACCAAGACGAAAUACAGACGGCGAGUCAGGCGCCGCCUUGGCACAUUCAACCAUGAACAAAUAAAGGAUCAGUGGCAAUGGGUGAACGAUGACCAUCGAUGGGCUGACUAUCCUGCAGACAUUAACCAACUUCUUGUGGAUGCCAAAUUGAAGCAGCAGAGUACAGUGGUUUUUAUGGUUGGUGCAGACACAUCGUUGCGAAAGUACAUUGUUGAUUUAAAAGACAAAGUGCAAGUCAAUCCAAAGACAAAGUGUGGGAGACGAGUACGGUGCGUUUUAGUUUAUCGAAAAGAUGCUAUAUGGCAGUGGAAGGAUGAUAAUGGUUCAUUUCACGUGUAUAAUGAAGAGUGUCAAGAUCUUAUAGAAGAUGCUUUUAAAAGUGGGAAAGCAACUGUGGAGUUUACAAUUUGCAAGAAGCAGUAUAUUGUUGAUGUUGUGGCUAUGACUCAAACUAGAAAGGGAUUUGAAACAAAAAGAUCAAUCAUAAGAAAAACACACACAUUGUCUGCAUAUGGAGCUGUGAGCAAUACAAUGGUGCAAACAGAACUGGGUUUGUCCUUUCAUUCCCCUCUAUCAGAAAGUGGUGAAAUUUCUAGCUGUGAUUCUGGUGUACUGAAGAUUUUAAAGGAACUGAACUUAGAAGAAUAUGCACCUGUGUUUGCAAGAGAGCAAAUUCAAUCGACUGACUUUGUUCAACUGAGUGAUGGUGAUUUUGAGAAACUUGGUAUUCGACUUGGCCAUCGCAAAAGGUUGCUGUCUGCAGCUAAGAAAAUGGCAAUUCCAGGAGUUCCAUUAUCACCAGUAGAAGAAGAUGUAGUGCCCAACGAGUUUUAUUGUCCUAUCACUAUGGAGAUGAUGAGUGACCCUGUUGUUGCGGGUGAUGGAUUCUCGUAUGAGAGGGACGCAAUUAGCUCAUGGCUGCGACAUAAGCAAGUCAGCCCUAUGACAAAUGAGCCACUCAAGAGCAAAGAAAUUGUGCCGAACAAACAGUUGAAGAAACUCAUUGACGAUUGUAAAUGUAAGCAUGGAAUAUAUAAACAAUGUUGAUUCCGUAAUUAGCAGUGCUAAGUUGAUUAAGUAAUACCCUCAAAUGAUAGCCACUUUGAUUUUGAAUGAAGUAACUGUUUUCUGUUGUAUAAUCUACAAGGCUGACAAGUUACAACAUGUUAUCUGCUAUUAA